AUGCGUUUUUUAUUUGGGUCAAUGCUUGCUUCUUUGGCUUUUAUCUUUCUACCAAACAAUCUACCAGUGAUUAUUUUAAUUCUGCACUGCUAUUCAUCUUCUUCUUCACUUAGUGUUGUAGAAGCAAUUAGAUGUUAUUCCUGCGCAAAUGAUUUUAUUGUUUGGCAUUGGAGACAUUUUUUCUUGAAGCGUAAUUAUGCAAUCACAACCAGUGAUCAGAACUGCGCAAAAGUCGAUUACUUACCUGAAACUGCACAGUUUUGUCCGUCAACUUGUUUUAUUAUGUAUUUAAACGGUACCAAUCGACAAAAUGGAGUGAUUAGUGUGCUUGGACUAGUACGAGGCUGUUCCUCACAAUUUUUAACUAAUGACCAGCAUGCACAACUUGGUCUUGGCCCGCAUUCUCGAGUUUCCCAAAUUGGCCAUCAUUUAUCAUCUGAAUUCGAUAUGGCAAAUUCAUAUUUAAAAUCUCCGUCAAAACGACGUCAACACUUAUUUGGCGCAUACUUUUCUUCAUCCGAUACAUCAAAUCGAGUAACAGUAAAUUACUGUCUGAUCAACUAUUUAUUUUUAUUAUUUCAUGCUGUAAAGUUUUUACUGUAA
Molecule: messenger RNA, 603 nt
Organism: Thelazia callipaeda (thelaziosis nematode)
Lineage: Eukaryota; Metazoa; Nematoda; Chromadorea; Rhabditida; Thelaziidae
Source: the annotation of a GenBank genome assembly